This is a messenger RNA of Sclerotinia borealis F-4128, 1701 nucleotides long. The record is from the annotation of a GenBank genome assembly. NCBI's taxonomy places the organism in Eukaryota, Fungi, Ascomycota, Leotiomycetes, Helotiales, Sclerotiniaceae.
AUGGUGAAUACUGAAGAGCUUAUGGCUCGAAUGGAGGCAGAAUAUUGUCCUCCACUCGAUAAUAGUACAUUUCGUGCAAUAAUUACAGACUUCGAUCUUUCCGAUGAAGAACAAGUCCAGACUGCGCGCAUGAUAUUGGAUAUGAUACGUCAAGACGCAGAAGUUGAGGAAGCCACUGGCUUUGAUCCCAGUGGAAACAGCGGGGGAAUCUAUACAAACGGAGGGGAAACUUCAGCAGAGCAGAAUAUCCAGAGUGGGAAUGGGAGAAAUGAAGAUGGGAGCGCAAGUAAUAAAAGUGUUCCUGAGUGGAGUAGUACGACAGAUGAUACCUCUUUGAGUCAAGAAAUGUCUUCUCUGGAUCUUUUAGAAGGAUGGGAGUUUUCAGGGAGUGAGGAUGGGAGGAGUGGGAGGAGUGGGGUCGAUAAUGGGAAUGGUUUCACUGAUGCCUUGGAGGCAAUGGAUGUGAACAGUCAAGAGGCCUUUUUACUUGGGACUUUUCCGAUCUUGAAGCCCUUUGAUGUUAAAUUCUCGCUCAAAAAAUCUAAAGGAGAUAUCAAUUUGGCAAUUGAGGACUUGCUCACUCAAUCUUUCCUCGAGGAAACAGGAUCAAGGAGACGUGGUAUUGAAGCUUUCUCUGAAAGUUCUACAACUUCUAAACCACGCAAACACAAAGGAAAGAACAAAGGUCGAAGGACUGAAGAUACCGAUAGUAGCACCAUUACAGAUGAUUCUCCCCUUGCUGUCGAAGCGAGUAAAUGGGAGACAGGGAGAAGGGAUGUCGACUUGAUAUGUACCAGGACCGGCUUCCCAAUGCAGCAAGUCAGUUCAAUUUACCACAAUAAUGGAGCAUCAAUUCGAGCAACCAUUCUGUCAAUUAUCGAAAAUUACCCUCCCAUCGAUACGGAAUCUAAAGACCCAGUCAUCGAAAUCCAUGCCAUGGAACUCGGUCGAGACUUCCCUUCAAUCAAACGAACUCAUUUGACAAUCCUCACACAAAUCACUCAUCCGUUUACCGCCAAUGCUUACGAUUUGGCAAAAGCACUUACAUCGACACCCACCUCCAAACCAGGCAAACCCAAUAUUCAAAUCGAAAUCCGCCACACACCUUUAAAUCUCGAUUCCUCACCCACUAUUUCCUCCCCUUCCAAACAAUAUUCCCUAAACGCCAUCUACCCAACCUAUUCCAUCUCUUCGAAAUCAAACACACCAAUUUCCCCCUCCACAGACGCAAGUCCUUACCUCAAUGCCCGCAACACCGCUUUCCAAAAAGCAUCCUCCGCAUACAAGAAAUCCCGAUCCGAUCAUCUCAUGGGCGGCGCAGCAGCCUAUUACGCCCAAGAAGGACGAGACGCCAAUGUGCGCGUAAAAGACGCCGAGAGCGCUGCAGCAGAUGAGUUAGCAAGAGGACAGUGCUGGAGCGGAGGUAUUGAUUUACACGGACUAGGUGUUCGUGAUGCGGUGAGGAUUGCAAGGGAGAGGGUCACAGGAUGGUGGGUUUCGGAAGAACAAAGAAGAGCGGGCGGUGGAUAUGUUAGGGCGGGGCCUGGGGAAGGCUAUAAAAUUGUAACGGGAGUCGGAUAUCAUAGUGAGGGGGGCAGGGGAAAAUUGGGACCGGCGGUAGCCAGAAUGCUGAUCAAAGAGGGUUGGAAAGUACAGGUAGGCGGUGGAGCGCUGAUGGUUACUGGGGUGGUGAGGAAGUGA